Molecule: messenger RNA, 7143 nt
Organism: Biomphalaria glabrata
Lineage: Eukaryota; Metazoa; Mollusca; Gastropoda; Planorbidae
Product: transient receptor potential channel-like
Exons: 32
Coding region: 77-3679 (1200 amino acids)
Biological process (GO): calcium ion transmembrane transport
Molecular function (GO): ligand-gated calcium channel activity
Source: RefSeq, a predicted model, not a curated record
CAGCACAGACUUGACCAGAGACUGAAGCAAAUAUUCUCGUCUUUUAUUUCCAAAUCCCGUCACUGCUACUCGUUAAAUGGACAAUAAAGUUAGACCAGGUCAAGAAAAUAAGAAAUGGAAGCAAGUCUUUAAAAACUCAAGGUUGUGGGACGCUGAAGAAAAAGAAGCGUAUUGUCCGAUCAUAAUAAAGCUUAUUGGAUCCAUUCCUCUUAGGAGCAAGGAAUUCUUCUAUGUUCAAGAAUUUUUCGAAGAUUUAAAGCAAUUUCUGAAAGAGACAGGUUGUCUUCUUGACUACAGCGAUCUCAAAGAUCAAAAAGGCAAAGAUGACAGAUAUGUAAAUCACUUUAUGUCAAGUAAUCAAGCGAUAAUCAAAGAAGUAAAAAUGAAAUUACCUGAUAAGAAUAUAGCCACAUGCAUUUUUUUAUGCAACGCCGAUGCAAGUGACCAAAUAUUUGAACAAGAUCGCAAAGAAGCUGUUGUUUUGUUGAAGGGUUCUGGGGAAUACAUUACUAACCUCUCUGAAGUAACCAAGAAAAGAGAGCGAGUAAGCAAUUUGCAGACACUAAACAUUAGCAAACGAAUGAAAAGUGAAAAGAUCGCAGAAGUCAUACUGAAGUCCUUAAAACAUACCAAUAGAUUUCAAGCAGACGACCAAAUGUUUCUUCAACUGUGUGUUUCCCUCAACAAAUUAAAUGUCGCCUUACAGCUAGGGCAACUCUCACGACUUGUCAUUCAUCAGAAAAUGACAGAUUAUGAUUUAAAGUGCAAUGAAAAAGAAUCAAAGCAAUCAAUACAAGAGAAACGCGCCACAAGUUCGGGGCGGAGACAAGCUGAGAAAGAUUGCAAAGGAAUUUUGCUAAGUGUUCUUCGACUAAAGCGUUUUGACUUUUUGCGUUACAUGCUUCGUGAAGGCAUCAAUGAGAAACUUCUGAAUGAAGUCUUAGGCGAAUUUCUCUUGGAAAUCAAAAGGGAAGCAUUUCAAGUGGAUGAACAAACAGGCCAAGAAAAGAGAAAUAUAGUUUUUUCUGUACUCGCCAAAACCCUCAUGACAUUUGCUCUAAAAUCAAAAGUAAAGCCAUCGAAGGAAGAAGAUUCAGAAUCAUCAGCAAAGGUAACGUUGAUCAAUGUGUCAAGUCAAGAAGACAAUGAAUUACUUGACAUUAUAUGUCGAGUCACUAACCUGAACACUAGUGAGAAAGUGAGGAUCUAUUUAAGAGAGCUCUGUAAAACUGAGAAAGAGGAGAAGUCACAAGAAAUAAACUUAAAGCCAAUGACAAAAGAGAAUGAAUUCAAGAGAUCUACAGAAGAACUAGACAAAGAGGGCUCUAGGGAGGCAGACAAAUAUAAAAUAGAAGAAAGUUUUGAGGACAAACAAUUAGCCCUGCACUUUAUAGUGUCGCUGAUGUUUCACCACUUGGAGUUGUCCACCAUCAUAUGGAGCAAAGUGAAAUCAUCCACAGGUGCAGCUCUAUUUGCGUUUGGUCUUUUAAAAGCAAUAAGAAAAGAGUCCACAAGUGAAGAGCAUAGAGAGACGUUGCUCAAGUACAUGAAUAUAUAUAAAGAGUACUCUAUUGGUACACUGGACAGAACUUACAAGCAAGAUCCUGACAACACUAUUUACUUACUAGGCUGUGAAAUGAAGCUCUGGGGAUACAUUAACUGUAUCCAGCUAGCUCUAAAACAUGGCAACAUAACAUUUUUAUCUCAUCCAGCUUGUAAAAUACUGAACGAAAGAACUUGGUACACAGGAACACACAAGAACGAAGAAGAGAAUAAAAUAAAAAAGAUGGGGGGAAUUGAGGAAACUAAACAGUUUACCAACAGAGCGACGGAAACAAAUAAGCCAUUAGCAAAUGGGUCGAUCCAAGCAAGUAAACAAUUAGUCAAAGGAGCUACUGAAGCAGAUAAACUAUUAGCCAAUGGAGCAACUGAAGCAGAUAAACUAUUAACCAAUGGAGCGAUUCAGACAAGUCAACUAUUAACCAAUGGAGCGAUACAAUCAAAUAAAACUUUCAACAAUGGAUCAAACUUAACAAACAAACCUGUAUCCAAUGUAAGAAAAGAAUCAAGUAAAUCAUUAAACAAUGGAGCUACCCUAACAGAGGAAGGAAAAGAAACCAAUAAAAUGAAUGAAAUACAGAAGCCAAAAGAUAUUGACGAAACGACCAUACCAAGUGUCAGUGUAGAAACUAAAGCAAGUGAAAACUUAAUCAAAGUAGAAAAUAAAGAGAAUAACUUCAAGGCCAAUACAGAAACAAAAGCGAACACGCGAGAUACAUCAAGUAAAGAGAACGAAGCCAGAAAAGACAAGCUCAGAGAGUGGCUCUCUCCUUCAGUCAUUUUUAUGUUUCGAUAUACAAGCUUUUUUGUUUUCCUAUUUAUAUAUGCCAUCUUCCUUAUCUGUGUGUUGGAGGUAGAGCGAUUCCAUUGGUCGGAAUGGUUACUUCUGCUUUGGGUUGCCAGUAUGGCCGCAGAACAAAUAAAUCAGAUAUUGAGGAAUGAAAUCAAUUUGAUUCGAGGACCUGUAGAUUUGAACGUAUUCGCUUGGCUGGAGGCUUUUGCUAUACUACUCUUCUUGCUUGCUUGGUUACUUCGACUCUUUGCUUAUCUCAACCCUUCCAGCAGCAACAUGAUGAACUGGGCAAGAGCCGCGUUUAGUGUGGACUUUAUGGCAUUUACUGUCUCAGCCUUAGAACUCUGUUACACCAUCAAGUUCUUGGGGCCGCUGUUGCUCAUGAUCAUACGAAUGUUGAAAACUUUGCUCCAAUUCAUUAUCAUCGUGAUGGUCAUUUGUUUUGCCUACUCCGUCGCCUCAGAGUCAGUGUUGUAUCCCCAAUCAAGAUUAUCUCCACAUUUAAUCUUCUUUGUUAUGAGAAAAGCUUUUUGGGCGAUGUUUGGAGAGUUUAAUUUAAACGAACUUGAAGAUCAAGGUACAUCCUGCACCAAUGAUCCAGACGUCUACAAUAACUUUGUUCUAGACAGAUGCCCAACAAAAGCUGGUCGAUAUUAUGUCCCUCCCCUGCUGGGCAUUUAUUACAUCAUCGUCAACAUACUGCUCUUUAAUCUUCUUAUUGCUAUUUUAAACUACAAGAUUGAGCCAGUCGCUUUAAAAAGUAAAGAAAUUUGGCAACAUCAGACUGUUCAGCUAACAAUUAAAUACAGCAGAGUUAUCUUUCUUCCACCGCCAUUCACCCUGCUAGCGCCUUUGCUUUGGUGGUGUCGAACUCAAGAAAGUUAUGCUCCAUUUCCUCAAAUUCCUGACAAGACUAAACGAGAAGAACUCCAAAGACUUGAAGUAGAGAAACAGUUUGCUUAUCUGCAGAGUCAAAAUGUGCACAACACACCUUUAACAGUCAAGUGCAAUGGGUAUAUCUAUUGUCCGCAUAAAGAGAAAUCAACAUGGCUUCCCAUUCAUGGCUCUGUAACAACAUCAGAAGUCUCUCCAAAAGCAGAUGGUAUAUUGAAUAGAAAUCGAAGGCCACAGUCGUCAAAACGUUACUUUGCUACGCGAGUGAAUUACAGACAUGGUAUACAGUGGAGGGUAGUUGGUAUCAAGAAAUCCAACAGAGACCAUGAGAUACACAGUGCUUCAAGUUACUCCGUCAACUCACUAGAUGAACAAACACAAGCUAUUAUAUCGGAUCAAAUGACAUUUGUGAAUAAACAAAAUAAUAGUUGAAGUUCACUUAACAGAUCAUCCACAUAUUAUCACUUAAAUAUUAAUGCUAAUAAAUAUGUAUUUAAUGUGCUAUAUGAGAACGAAUAAUAAAAAUAAGAAUGUAAUAUACAUACACACAUACACACACACAUAUAUAUAUAUAUAUUUUAAUUAUCUAAGACUCAAAGCCCUUGAGGAUGUCAAUGUUAACAACUGUUUAGAAUUAGCGAUUUCUAAAGAGCAAGUUUGUAACAUUUUCAAAAACGUCAACCCAAUGAAAUCUGGUGGGCCUGAUGGAAUAAAACGGCGAAUCUUAAAAGAAUGUGCUGAACAGCUAGCUGAACCUUUCCAAGAUAUUUUUUCUACUUCAUUACUAAACCAUGAGAUACCACCUGUGUGGAAGUCAUCUAUAAUUGUACCUGUGCCAAAGGUUUCCAAACCGAAGGAAAUGAAUGACUAUAGACCUGUUUCACUUACUUCCAUUGUGUCUAGAUUUUUAGAAAAAUUGGUUAAAAUGUUUCUUCUGAAUGAUCUUUGUAAUAAGUUAGACCCUUUACAAUUUGCUUACCAAAAGGGUAAAGGUGUAGACGAUGCCAUCCUAAAUAUUUUAAACUGUGUCUACAAACAUCUGGACUUACCGAACACUUAUGUAAGAUUGUUCUUUAUUGAUUUCUCAUCAGCUUUUAACACUAUACAACUUCAUUUACUCAUUGAUGAAAGCGUUGCAGAUUAGUGCAUACAUAAUACUAUGGGCUAAUAAAUUUUUGACCCAGAGAGCUCAGAGGGUUAGGGUAAACAAUGUUAUAUCUAAUGAACGCAUAGUUAACACAGGGGCGCCCCAGGGGGCUGUGACAUCGCCAUUGUGGUUUAUUUUGUACACCAAUGAUUUUUAAUCCGAUAGUUCUUGUUGCUCCUUCACAAUAUUCGCUGAUGAUUUAAGAAAAAUUUCCUUACGGAUAAUAAAGAUUAUUAUUAUGUUAGAAAUGAACGAGUAGUCAUUCUCUGGCGCUGCCAGGGUCGAGUUUCGCUAAAGAGAAACAAAAUUCAUCGUAGUCCCUUUAACAGUUUCCACUGAGGAAUUUUCUGGUGAUGUGGCAGGUCUGCAGCAGUACCGCCUUCUGACAGGCAACGAAGAUGUUCCUAGGAAUGUUAAGGGCCUUGAAGGUGUCUGUGAGGUCAGUUGUUAUUAUCCCCUCGGUUGAUAUAACAAUGGGGUAUAUUGUUAUUUUGGACAAUUUCCAUAGACGCUUAAUCUCCAAGCCUAGGUUCCCAUAUUUUCUUUGUUUUUCUGUCUCAGUUUUUCUUAAAUUAUGAGACAGUGGUACGGCGAUAUCGAUAAUGGUAGCGGUUUUUUCUUUUUUAUCGAUGAACAGCAGAUCCGGGCGAUUGAAAUCUACCGUUUUGUCGGUCAGAAUAGGCCUAUCCCAGUACAGCAGAUGUUCAGUAGACUCGAGAACCUCUUGCGGAGAGUAUUUAUAAUAAGGGGGAGUGUCCUUACCGAUCAAUUUGUACGUCAAAGCCAGGUGUUGGUGUAUUAACUUUGCAACUUGGUUAUGGCGACCUAGGUAGGCUGAUUCUGAUAGGGCUGGACAUCCUGCCAUAAUGUGUUCAAUCGACUCGCCCACAUUUCCACAUUUUCGGCAUUUGUCGACAACAUUGAGUUUCAGGAUAUGCUUCUCGUAAUUUUUUGUCCUGAUUACUCUGUCCUGUAUUGCUGUAACAAAGCCUUCUGUUUCAGGGUAGAGAUGACCUGCUUUGAGCCAUGUUAAGGAAGCAGCCUUGUCGAUGUUGUCCCCAUGUAAUGAAGCCGGAAAUUUUCCGUGGAGUGUUUUUUCUUCCCAUUGGCGAAUCUCAUGCCCUACGUCGUCCAAACCGAUAUUGACAUCAGCAUUGUGUAGGUUCAGAGGGGUUGCAUCGGAGUCGUAUUUCCGUAGGAAGGAAACUAAUUUAUUGCUGGAGGCGAGCAGUUUUGAUCGUAUUUUUAAAACUUGCAUCUUACACAAUUUGAAGAUGUUCUGCAAUCCACGACCCCCAUCCUUCCUGGGCAGGUAUAACCUUAUGGUGGAGGACUUGGGGUGUAGACAUCGAAACUUGGUUAGUAAUUUUCUAGUGAGUCUGUCAAUGUCAUGUAGGUCGGUGUCAGUCCAUUUGAUCACACCGAACGUGUAAAGGAGCACAGGAACGGCCCAGCUGUUAAUUGCAGUGAUGAGAUUACUGCCAGACAGUUUGGUGUUGAGGAUUUUAUUAACUCUUUGCCUAUAUUUGCCAAGAAAGUCCUCUUUUAAUUUCUUAUGGUUUAUCUUGGCAUUCUGGUUUAUUCCAAGAUAUUUAUAAAUAGAGGCGGAGUUCAAUUCCUCGAUGCCUUCAAAUUCAAUGUUGGUGUUCGUUGCCUUGCCCUUUUUAAUGCUUAUGAUGCCACACUUAUCCAGGCCAAAAGACAUACAGAUAUCGUCACUAAAGCAUUUUACCGUUUUGAUUAAGGUGUGUAAUUUUUGCUCGGUUUCUGCAUAUAGCUUUAGAUCAUCCAUGUAUAAUAAGUGGGACACACAUUUUGUACAUUUAGUGUCAACCCUAAAACCGUUUGUAGAGUCUUGGAGUAAUGUAGAUAGAGGAUUAAUCGCUAGGCAGAACCAGAGUGGAGAUAGUGAGUCACCCUGGUAUAUACCUCUUCUUAUGUGCACAGAACCUAGUUUAUCACGAUUUAGGUGCAGGUUUAUCUUCCAAUUAUCCAUACAGACUUUCAAUAGUUGUUUUAUUCUUGGGUUGAUUCUAUGGAUGUCCAGGGUUUUUAAUAGCCAAUCAUGCGGAACUGAAUCGAAAGCUUUUUUGUAGUCGAUGUAACACAUGUGUAAAUUUCUCUUUCUUCUAUUAGCUUGAUGCAAUAUAAUACCAUCUAUAGUUAGCUGUACUUUACAGCCCAUCGACUCUUCAAUGCAACCUUGUUGUUCAUCUGCUAGUAGCUUAUGGGCAGAACUAUUAUUAUUAUUAUUAUUAUUAUUAUUAUAGAUAGAUAAAGAUAGAUAUAGAUAUAUAGAUAUAAUUUUUAGAUACAUGAUUUAAAAGAUUGUUUUUCUAAUGUAUAAACAGAAAAUUUGCAAUUUAUUAAAAAUUAUUUGCUAUUUAUUAAAAAUGUAUUAUUAUAAUAAUAUAACUGAAAUCUUAUUUGUGUAGGCCUUAUGAAAAUGUAGAUCGUAUAUCCCGAGUUAUAGUGACACGAAACAUAAUAUUAAAUGUUGAUGAUGCACACAAGAAUGUGUGAUGCAGUAUCUUGUUUCAAAAGCCAUCUCCAUAAAUAGGUGUGUGUGUGUGUGUCUGUGUGUGUAUUAGUCUGCGAUGCGUGUGUGUAUGUGUGUUGACUUCACUAUGUUUAAUGAAAUUGGAUUUUUUGUUUAACUACAUCUAGUUUUCAAUGUUGAAUUUUCUUUUAUCGUGUAUGUUCAUUCACAUACUAACUGCUUGUAUAGAAAGAGAAUUCUUAAACUCUG